Dreissena polymorpha is the source of this 825-nucleotide messenger RNA. RefSeq lists its product as uncharacterized. Lineage: Eukaryota; Metazoa; Mollusca; Bivalvia; Myida; Dreissenidae. The record is from RefSeq and is a predicted model, not a curated record. Gene Ontology annotation, molecular function: protein binding. The transcript has 2 exons. The coding region runs from base 52 to 732 and encodes 226 amino acids.
AUCAGUGCAAUUUCCUACAGUGGUCACUUCUCCGCGGAAACAGAACAAACUAUGUUGCUCGCUCUUAUUCUUCUGGGAUACAUUCCCGUCUUAAUGGGCGCUGCUAAAACCGUUCCAGUCAUGGACGAUACGAUGCAAAUUAUAAACGAUUUGCAGUUAAAAAUGGAAGUAAUUCAAUUGAAGUUAGAAGAAGAAUUAAAAUCAGUUAAACAAGAACUACUCGAAACCAAGAAAGAACUGCGUGAAAAGGACAAGAUUCUAUACGAUCAUGCGUCUAUUAUACAGAACCUGGUUUCCCAAAGUCAGCAAAAAGGUCGAGGUCGCAGACAGGUUACCGAGGCAUACUCGUUCACUGCAGUCCUGGAUCACCUUGAAGGAACUGUCCAUCCAGGAUCCGUCAUAAAGUACAACAGACUGAUAAGCCAAGAAGGUGAUAUGUACAAUAAUCUCACGGGCAUUGUGACCAUUCCCAUGACGGGAACUUACAUAUUCUCUUUCACAAUUGAUGACUGGGCGUCAGGUCAGAUGAUCGCUCGACUAUAUGUAGACGGCAUUCAUACAGUAGACGGUUUGGUCAGUACGGCGGGUGAUACAAGUCAGCAAGCCGGGAAUACGGCCAUUCUUGUGUUGAACAAGGGUCAGUCAGUGUGGGUGCAGAUGGGGACUGGCGGACGGUUUUACGGGGAUCAGAAUAACUUUCUUACAUCAUUUACCGGGGCGUUGCUUCUGUAAUGCGCUUGAAUUGAUUAUUCUUGUUAUGUUAAUGUUAUUAUAAAAUAUGGCAAAUAUGUCCAAACAUAAUAAAUUGAUUCGUUAUUAUUUUUA